Panicum hallii is the source of this 396-nucleotide messenger RNA. RefSeq lists its product as uncharacterized. The coding region runs from base 1 to 396 and encodes 131 amino acids. Lineage: Eukaryota; Viridiplantae; Streptophyta; Magnoliopsida; Poales; Poaceae. The record is from RefSeq and is a predicted model, not a curated record. The transcript has a single exon.
AUGCCCGAGGGCCCCGGUCCAGUGCCUCCCAGCCAGGCGUCCCCCAACAAAGGGCUCGGGGGCCCUAACUGCGUUACGAUGGAGGUUACGACUCCAGCAGCUGACGCAGCGGUAAACGACCCCGACUGGAGGGCGCCUCUCCUGGCGUACCUCCUCGACGCGGUCCUCCCAGCUGAUAGAACCGAGGCACAAAGGAUUGCUCGACGCGCCAAGAUGUUUGUUGCCAUCGACGGGGAAUUUUACAAACACAGCCCGUUGGAGAUAGGAAUGCUCAUGAAAUGCAUCCCGACCCAACAAGGAAAGGAACUCCUCCUGGAGAUCCACGCUGGCAUCUGUGGGCACAACGCGGCCCCGCGGUCGCUGGUCGGCAAAGCUUUUCGCCAAUGUUUCUACUAG